AUGGAGUCUCAAAACAACACACCGGAGAUUACCGCCGCCGCCGAUGCCGACGCAGCACCUGAACCCUCCUCCUCCUCCACCGCCGCCGCCGCCUCCGCCAGCCGGCUGUCGAGCGUGCACGUGACGGCCCUCGACGGCAUCGUGAGCGUGAACUCCCUCUUCACCAUGUCCAUCUUCAUCGGCUUCUCCCUCACGGUGCCGGAGACGGCCACGGCCGCGUCCCGCCCCGAGUGCACGGCGAGCCCCGGCACGGUGCGGCGGCUGAUCGUGUACGAGGUGGCGGCGUUCAGCUUCUUCCUCUUCUCCUCCCUCAUCGCGCAGAGCCUCAAGCUCUCCAUCAACCUCAUCAACAGCAUGGACCCCACCGACCCGCACAAGGCCGACAUCGACCCGGACUUCCUCAAAUACGGGCUGUUCGGAUCCGCCGUCGGCUCCGUCGCCGGCUGCGUGUUCCUAUUGAAGUGUGAUGCAUUUAUCUAG
Salvia miltiorrhiza (redroot sage) is the source of this 480-nucleotide messenger RNA. RefSeq lists its product as uncharacterized. The coding region runs from base 1 to 480 and encodes 159 amino acids. NCBI's taxonomy places the organism in Eukaryota, Viridiplantae, Streptophyta, Magnoliopsida, Lamiales, Lamiaceae. The record is from RefSeq and is a predicted model, not a curated record. The transcript has a single exon.